CCCAAAAGGCCAAAACCCAAAAUGCGGCGCGCCAUAGACGCCCACCUCAAGACCAUGCGUCUCCUCCCUCCCCUCUCUCCCCUCUCUUCUUCUCCUUCUCUCUUCUCCGUCUGUACAUUUCUAACCCUAAAGCACCCUCCCGCGGUUUCCAAUUCCAUCUCCAAAACCCUAAUCCUCCACUCAAUUCCCACUUCUCCUCACUCAUCGAUUCCCAGCCUCCGUAGCCGCGAAUUUAGGCCGAGCAGUGUUAUCGGGCCUUUUGCAAUACGGUGCGUUUCGACUGCCUCCUCGCCGGAGGGCGCGUUGGAGUGGAACGAGCCGGUGCUGUGCUCGGAGGUCGGCGAAGGCACUAAAGCAAGUGUUGAUAAAGAUGAUAAGCCCAAUAUUCCAGUCCGAGCUUACUUCAUCUCCACUAGUGUGGAUUUGAGAAGCUUGGUGGAGCAGAACAGGGUGAACUUCAUCCCACCGACGUCGAGAAUGACCAAUUAUGUUGUGUUUAGAUUCGGGGAGCUUGUCAAGACUGACAGUGCUUUUGGUCCUAGUUUAAGUGGGAGUGACUGUUGCUACAUGGUAGUUUUUCAAUAUGGAUCCAUUAUAUUGUUUAAUGUCCCUGAACCUGAGAUUGAUGGGUACUUGAAAAUUGUGGAGAAACAUGCAUCUGGAUUGCUACAUGAGAUGAAAAAGGAUGAGUAUGAGGUGAGGGAGAAGCCGGAUUUAGACACAUGGAUGGAAGGCGGAUUGGAUUACAUAAUGUUGCAGCACUUGAACACUGAUGGAAUUCGUACCAUUGGUAGUGUUCUAGGUCAAAGUAUUGCUCUGGAUUACUAUGUCCGCCAGGUUGAUGGAAUGGUUGCAGAGUUUACUGACAUUAAUCGUGAAAUGGAAAGUACUGGAAAAUUUAAGAUGAAGAGGAAGAAACUAUUUCAGCUAGUGGGGAAAGCAAAUUCUAAUCUUGCUGAUGUGAUUCUUAAGCUUGGACUAUUUGAGAGAUCAGACAUUGCCUGGAAGGAUGCCAAAUAUGCUCAGAUAUGGGAAUACCUUAGAGAUGAAUUUGAAUUAACUCAGAGAUUUGCAAGUCUUGAUUUCAAGUUGAAGUUUGUGGAGCACAAUAUUCGCUUUCUUCAGGAAAUUCUUCAAAACAGGAAAUCAGAUUUUUUGGAGUGGCUCAUCAUUGCACUAAUAGGUGCUGAAAUUAUGCUAUCUCUUUAUGACAUUCUUCACCGAUCAGCACUUGCCUCACUUUAGCACUAACGUUGUGUGAGUGAUGCAUGAUGUCAAUUAGUCAAACAUGUCCUUGUUAUAUUGUCCUAGUCUCUGUAUAUCUUAAUGCAUACCUCAAUUUUGCUGCGGUCUAGAUUUGAUUUUACCAGUUCAAAUGUGUAAAUUUGAGUUGGUCUUAUGAUUAAGAUGAUCGCUGAUCCUUAUGAUAGCAUUAUACUCGUGUCAAUAUGUAAUUAUUUUCCUCUUAAUGUUUUACAUAGCACU
This is a messenger RNA of Argentina anserina (silverweed cinquefoil), 1485 nucleotides long. Its product is annotated as protein RETARDED ROOT GROWTH-LIKE. Bases 22 to 1245 code for a protein of 407 amino acids. The record is from RefSeq and is a predicted model, not a curated record. NCBI's taxonomy places the organism in Eukaryota, Viridiplantae, Streptophyta, Magnoliopsida, Rosales, Rosaceae. The transcript has 7 exons.